AUGUCAGUGACGAUCCUUCCACAGGCACGAGCAUACAGCCCAUUGGCCAAUCGAGGCAGUCCUGCGCCGGCGUCACCUCAUGGAGGACAUUUUCGCAGCAUUCUGCCCAGCCGGCCGGUGGUUCAGGUGUCCCGAUCUCCUUCGCCUACUCUGGGUCCAGGUCGGACAUCACCCAUGAUGGUCUGGAGACAGGCAGCCACUGCAGCAGCUCCAGCUGGUCCAGCUGGAUGUAGCCAGGCACGGUCGCCACCCAGAACCAGAACGCUCGUACACAGUGGAAUUCCUUUUAGAGGGCCUUGCACUGGAGCGCAAGUGGCACCCCAGCCUUGGGCGUUGCGAGAUGCGCCGAGUCCGGAAGCCCAAGAUGAAGGUCGAACAGGUGCUGGAGCUUGGCAAGGCAGCUUGACAAGCAGAGUGGUCAAGGCUGAGAAUGUACCACAGCCUCAAGCCAAGUCGGCGAUGUCACCUAUGCGGACAGCUCGCAAACUGUCGCCAAAGAGCGGCCACGCAAUGUCACAGGAGGUGCUCCGCCCACCGGUUCCAGCACCAGCGCUGUCUUUGACCUUACCACCAGAUGGUCGAGAAGCGCGGGUGGCUCAUGUUCGCGAGUCCCUGCUCAAGCACAUACAUUGUGUUCAGCAAGAGAUUGCUCGGCUGCAAGAUGAGCGGCAUAAAUUGCCCUGUGCAGCAGCCCAGGUGCAGGGCAGAGCUCAAGAAGAGGAAGAAGCUGUAUGCAGGUUGCAGCACUGGUGGCGCUCGAAGAGAAAAGCAAAAGAAGGCUCGCGCAGAUUGUCCAAGAAGAUUGGUGAAAACGGUUCCACCGUGCUGCGGCCCCGACACUUUGCAGCUGCACGAAUUCAAAGAUGGUUUCGGAUCUACAGAUGGCGGAGAAGGUUUGUCGAAGUCUCUGUUCAGCAGAUCGGAUGGUUGGGAUCAUUGGCGUGGCUGCAGGAGGAAAAGCGCCUGUAUGGCACGGAGCUGGCAGACAGCGAAGAUGUCAGGUGGUGGUCAGAGCAGCGCGCGGCUGCUCCUUUGGACCGGGAGGUUGAUCCGUGGGGUGCACUCAAAUUGCGCGAACAUCUCGACAAGAUGUGGUAUGGGCACACGAACGAGAACAUCGCUGAGGAAGAAGAGCUGUUGCUGCUGCGCCAUCAUCAACAGAAGAUGCAGCGGAAGCAAAAGCCUCGCUUGCAGCAGCCUUCCCGGGCCCAGCCAAAGCUUCAGAAACAAACUGUGUGGCAAAUCUCGUCUCGGCAGAACCUCCAUGCUGCUCAGGCUGUGUCUCUGGAGGCACCUGUCGCCAAAUCGCGGCCUGUUGGUGCAGAAUUGUCCUCCGUGAGAGUCACUCAGAGAGGGUUGUCGGCAACGAUACCAAAAAACUGCAAAUCGUCAUCACUUUCACCGCGAUUCGAUGUGAGAAUUGCAAAGCACACCCCUGGUCUUGUGCGGAAUGGCAUCCCGCCACGGGCUCCGGCCCCGGGCUCAACGGCUGCUCCUACCAGGGCAAAGUCUCCAGUGACACGGCCAGGGACCAGCUGGGCACCAAACGUGAUCGCGAGCACAAGCCGCCCAAAUUUGACAGGCGUGCUGAAGCCAUGA
Durusdinium trenchii is the source of this 1599-nucleotide messenger RNA. The record is from the annotation of a GenBank genome assembly. Lineage: Eukaryota; Dinophyceae; Suessiales; Symbiodiniaceae.